GUCACUGUCUUUCUCCUCUCAUAUGCAACAAAACAUCAACACCAUCAAGCAGCCUUUUUUUCUGACACACAAAGGGAGGGGUUGAAGCAAUAAACUGGUAGAUAUUCCUUUACUACAGUCGACGUUUCUGAAUGCUUAUAUCUGUGUGUUGUUUGGUGCUUUGAUCUGUCUCUCAUGGCUUCUCUUCAUGUUUUCCUUGUUGGGUUCCUUGUUUUAUCAUGUGGGGUGAUUGCAGAGAAUGAUUUGGUGAUGGAAGAAAGUGAGCUUCUGGGGCUUUUUGAUGUCAUGGUUUCACUUGUAGACGAACCUGGUUGGGCCGAAGUGCACCCGGAGCCAUGCACCAACACACCAUGGCCUGGAAUCGAGUGCCAGAUCGGCCAAGAUCAAGAUCCACCGAUUUUUCACGUUACAACUAUUCAUAUCGGCCCUGAUGUUGCCUCCCCGCCAUGCCAACCAUCUGCAAAGAUAUCGGAUUCUUUGCUCAAAAUACCUUACCUCAAAUCCCUCUCUAUUUUCAACUGUUUCGUGACAUCAACGGUUGUGCUUUCUCCCACAUUGUUUGGUGCACUGUCUUCCUUGGAGCAUCUUUCACUUCAAUCAAAUCCGUUUCUAGCAGGAGAAAUUCCUCCAAGCUUGGGGAAUCUUUCAAUGCUAAGGGUCUUGAGCUUGUCACAGAACAAUCUACAAGGGAACAUCCCUGGUGAGCUCGGUGGGUUAGUCAACUUGGAGCAACUUGACCUGAGUUACAAUAAUCUAAGUGGCGAAAUCCCACAAGAGCUUGGAAGGUUAAAGAGUUUAGCCAUUUUGGACUUGAGCUCCAAUGACCUUGAAGGGGUGGUGCCAUUUGGUUUAGGUCAGCUUAAUCUUCUUCAAAAGCUUGAUUUUUUCUCAAACAGGCUCCAUGGCAAGAUUCCACCAGAGCUAGGGAAGCUAAACAGGUUGGUUUUGCUUGAUUUGAGCCAUAACUCCAUAAAUGGUCCACUCCCUGAAACACUCUCAGGGUUAGAGCAGAUACAGUACUUAAUAUUUGAUUCCAAUCCCAUAAAUUCAUUGAUUCCCUUAUUUCUGGGGUCCCUCAAGAGCCUUACGUAUAUCAGUUUCUCAAGAUGUGGGUUAACAGGCCUAAUACCAAACUCCUUGUCUUCAUUGAACAACCUCUCAGCUCUUUCGCUAGACAACAACAGUCUCACGGGCACCAUCCCUUCAAAUCUGGGGUACCUUCCAAAUCUAGACCAGCUUAAUCUCAGCCACAACAAGCUAACCGGGGAACUACCACUCUCGCAGGACUUCAUCAAUAGACUUGGUGAAAGGCUUGAUGUUAAAGGCAACAAUGGGCUAUGCACAAGCCACCAGCUAGCUAACAUUCGGACUUGCUUGAACAAACAAGGCACGGUUGAAAAUGUAACAUGUCCCCAACAACAACAACCUUAUGAUCUCAAGGGAAAGAACAAGAACAAGAACACUUCUUUGUACAAUGGAAGAACCAAAUCAUCUGCUCCUUCCCAAGACCCAUCACCACAGUUCAUCGUUGUAACUUGUAUUGUUGUUCUAAACAUGUUUUCCUUUCUGUAAACAACUCCACUAAUCUAAUGGUAUAUUUUGAUGGGUCAAUUUCUCGAUGGGGAAAAUGCAGAGAGCCUGAAGGGUACACCAAGUUGGUGAAACUAGGCAGAGUUGCAGAGAUAAAGAGAUGACAUUUGCAAGUAGUAGUUGAGGUGAAUGAACAUAUGAAAAGGGAGGCCAAAAAGCGUGUUUGUAUAAGGGCUAUGUAUAUCUAAUGUUGGUAUUAUACAGUGACAAAGCUCCAUCUCUGAUUGCCGGUUCACUUGUGGCAGCCUUUUUGCAUAAAGAGAGAAGAAGUGUGUCGGAUCUGAUGUUUAAUUCAA
This is a messenger RNA of Hibiscus syriacus, 1886 nucleotides long. RefSeq names its product receptor like protein 29-like. NCBI's taxonomy places the organism in Eukaryota, Viridiplantae, Streptophyta, Magnoliopsida, Malvales, Malvaceae. Bases 175 to 1572 code for a protein of 465 amino acids. The record is from RefSeq and is a predicted model, not a curated record. Gene Ontology annotation, molecular function: protein binding. The transcript has a single exon.